Panicum virgatum (switchgrass) is the source of this 1454-nucleotide messenger RNA. RefSeq lists its product as uncharacterized. The coding region runs from base 648 to 1193 and encodes 181 amino acids. The transcript is spliced from 5 exons. Lineage: Eukaryota; Viridiplantae; Streptophyta; Magnoliopsida; Poales; Poaceae. The record is from RefSeq and is a predicted model, not a curated record.
CCAUCCAUCUGCCUCACGCUUCCACUCCAGUGGCCGCUCCUCUCCUCCCAGCGGCUUGCUCCGGCGACCGCCCCUCCUGUUGGCUGCCCGCCGCUGCAGAGCCUCCUGCGAGUGCCUCCUGCAGGGUCUGCUAGCGCCGCCGGCCAGCACUGCGCGGGGGCGUCGGGGCGGCCUGCGUGUGGGCGUGGGGGGCCUCGCUGCGCGCGCGACUGGGCGCGUGGAGGCCCCUCGCGGCGCGCGCGCGACUGAGGCGUGUGGAGGGCUGGAGGCCCCUCGCGGCGGGCGAGCCUGGGCCCGUGGAGGCCCCUCGCGGCACGCGUGAUCCGGCGAUUUCAGACAUAAUUGAUAGAAGAUGGAGACCCCUCGAUUCCUCAGUGACAUUUUCCCGCAGGAUCAAGCCGAUCUUUCUUGGAUUCCUAAUGGGAUGGAUGUCAAUUCGUCCUACAGACUUGCUAUGCGUGUAGGUGCUUAUGUGAAGUUUAAUGAUGAUGGGAGUCGCGGGUAUUGUAAUGCAUGUAACAUUCCAAAAAAUUUCGACAGAGAUAGCACAAAUUGGAACGAUUUGCUACUUGACAUUGGUGCUGAAAUUAAACUUGGCCAUAAACACAAGUUGUGUGUCACCUUUUGGAACAAAAUGAGUCGUGUUUAUGAAGAGAUUACUUCUGACCAGAAACUUCUUGAUGCAACUGAAAUUUAGAGCCUCCCAUUCAGAGCAGCGGGUAGACCAAGGGAGAGAAGGUACAAAUCAGCUGCAGAAGGUGGAAAUGGAAAGAGAACGACGAGAUGUAAAAGGUGCAAACAGCUUGGACAUAUGGAGAAAACUUGCAAUGAAUAUGUUUAUGAUUCUGACGCACCACCACUUGCUCCUCCAAAGCCAAAGAGAAAGAGAGUCAAGAAAAAAGUCACUUACAACUGACUUGCACCCCCAAUUUGCUACACCACCUAGACCAAUCACUUCUAUGCAAACAACCAGCCCUAUGACAAGAAGGAGAUUGCUGGAAGUAGAACCAUUUACACCAACUAGAGCUAUCAGUUAUGUGCAAACUCCUAGCCCUGUGACAAGAAGUCGUAAGAGGGUGUUGGAACUUGAAGGAUAUAUAGAACCUGUUGCAUGUCUUGCUCUUUCUCCAGUUGCUGGCACGCCGAAGGGAAGGGUAAAGAAGUUGAAGGUAGUUAGGUCUAAGAUGAAUUAAUCUUUGUAGUGUGCUAUUCAGUUAUGACUAUGUAAUGGUAGAGUACUUGAUGGUCAAGCGUGGCUGGAGAAGGUUAUUUUGUGACCUGUUCUAUUCUGCUGUUAAAAUAUGCCAUAUGUGGCUAAAACAUGUAAGUUUAGUGACCUGUUUGGUGAAAUAUGGUGUGUUUGAAGGGGUAAGGGUAAGUCUGUCCAGAAAUUGUGUUUAUGACCUCUUUGGGCUAGAAAUGAUAUUAUAUGAGUUAUAAUGUCCUGUGGCAAA